AUGUCAGGCAUCACAAAGUUUGUCGGGUGUGGUGGUGUUGAAGGGCAGCAACGCGUGAACUGCUACUACGUGGAUGACGCGACAGUUGGGGCGGCACUUUUGGCAACGGGUGUGCGUGUAGUCGAUGAUGAAAGAAAGGCGGCGGAGGGGCAGGUGGGGGUGGGCGCCGGCGCUGGAUCCAAACAAGACGUCAGCCUCACAAAACGUGGCUUGAGCCGCUGGACGGGGACAGAGCGAGAGCGAGAGCAGAGAGUGAGGGCGAGAGAGGUGAGGCAGCGGUCGGCAGAGGCAGCCAACCGUCGCGUCCAGACAUGGGCUUCCUCUGCGUCUACACGACAUGAUGUCGGUCGCUACGUCGCCAGUGGCAGAGGCGGCGGGCAUGCGAUGUCAUGUCGCAGCAUCUGCUCUCUGCUAUCAAAUCGGCUGGCAGGCACCCUGGCCGGGCAGUCGAGUCUGUGCGCCGCCUCCCUGCACGAGGGCGUGUCCUGGAUGGCUCCGCUCAGCGGAGACGCAGACGGAGUCGAGUGGGCCUUCUGGCGCUACUUAGCAUGCACUACUGCUGGCCCAAGUCUGAUAUACCCCAAGCCGCGUGCUGCUCAGUUCGCCCGUCAACGUCGCAGCCAGCGCCGAUACACAUGUGUCUUGUUGGGCAAUCCCGUCCAACACAAUUAA
Molecule: messenger RNA, 672 nt
Organism: Bipolaris maydis ATCC 48331
Lineage: Eukaryota; Fungi; Ascomycota; Dothideomycetes; Pleosporales; Pleosporaceae
Source: RefSeq, a predicted model, not a curated record